Molecule: messenger RNA, 1131 nt
Organism: Cotesia glomerata
Lineage: Eukaryota; Metazoa; Arthropoda; Insecta; Hymenoptera; Braconidae
Gene: Aps
Product: diphosphoinositol polyphosphate phosphohydrolase 1
Exons: 3
Coding region: 375-938 (187 amino acids)
Biological process (GO): adenosine 5'-(hexahydrogen pentaphosphate) catabolic process; diadenosine pentaphosphate catabolic process; diphosphoinositol polyphosphate metabolic process
Cellular component (GO): nucleus; cytoplasm
Molecular function (GO): bis(5'-adenosyl)-pentaphosphatase activity; diphosphoinositol-polyphosphate diphosphatase activity; endopolyphosphatase activity
Source: RefSeq, a predicted model, not a curated record
UCGCUGUUUUUCAUCUUUAAUGGUGACUUUGAAACUUUUAAGGUUAUAUUAGAUCAAGUAGUAAAAUACUGUGUCUUAACUAGUGUUAUCUUAUUAGUCAGUGCUGAUAAAUAUCCUUACAAAAUAGCAUUGUAAAAAACAAUAACUAAAAGUAGCCAAAUACAGGCAGAUAGUUAAAAACUUUAAACAAUUUACUAAAGUGUAAUAAAUAAAAAAAAAAAUAAAAAAAAAAACAGGUCGAUAAUGUCGGCUCGAACCAUUCUUAGGAUAUUGUGGCAUGAUAGAAUGGCCAAUUUGGCCGUUUGACAAAUAAUUACGACAUUUAUUAAUUUAAUCUUAUAAUUUUUAUAUUUUUUUGUCUUUGUUAAUUUAUAAUGGUUAAAGAAAAGCCCAAUUCAAUUCGUAUUUAUGAUUCUGAGGGCUACAGACGUAGAGCAGCGUGCAUUUGCGUCAAGAGCGACCUCGAGGAUGAGGUACUGCUCGUUACAUCAAGUAGAAGACCAGAUAGUUGGAUAGUACCUGGUGGUGGAGUUGAACCCGAUGAAGAUCCAGCUGUCACCGCUUUACGCGAAGUCAGAGAAGAAGCUGGUGUCCUCGGACAUUUAGGACGAUGUCUUGGUGUCUUUGAGGUUCAUAAAAAUAUUGAACAUAAACACCGGACUCAAGUUUGGGUGAUGCGAGUUACUGAAGAAUUGCCAGAGUGGGAAGAUUCACGCAACAUUGGGCGUAAAAGAAAAUGGUUUACAAUAUCAGACGCAUUAAUACAAUUGGCACAGCACAAACCCAUCCAGCGUUCAUACAUUCACAGCCUCCGUAACUCGAAUCCACGGCGCGGUGCGUCAACAAAUCCCACACCACUUCAUCCUCAUUCUCUGCCCACUCCAAUUCAGCUUGUAACUAAUUCAGCUGGCGAUCCUCACCUCAGUAAACACAGCUAAUGUUGAUCAAUAAUUGAACGUUGGUUAGAUUUUAUAAUAUUGAUAUAAUGAGUAUUUCGUAUCACAUUAUCAUCUACAUCUACAUCUGCAUCAUCAAGUAUUGUCAUCAUUAAAACUACUCUUUUAUACUGCAGUUGUACGGCAGUGACAACGACAACUCUAUCACUUGUAUUUUAUAUAUUGAAACAAAAUU